Messenger RNA from Lingula anatina, 1509 nucleotides. RefSeq lists its product as uncharacterized. The record is from RefSeq and is a predicted model, not a curated record. Lineage: Eukaryota; Metazoa; Brachiopoda; Lingulata; Lingulida; Lingulidae.
ACGAGGCGUCAGGGGUGGUCAAGUGAAAUGAAAUGGGAAUGUGUGUUUUGCGGCGGUGUGUCCGAGGAAGGGUGGACAUCGACUUCUUGAAGAAGUGGACAUUUUUUUUUAAAUAAAUAGGGCUAGCGUGCGAUUGGAAAAGGUCGUCAUGCAGCUACAAGACUGAGUGCAUUUUAACCAUGCCUCCCCCUCUUCAUAGCCAUCCCUGGCUGGACCAUACCAAACAGUUAGAAGACAGCACGACAGACUGCCCAGAAGAGCAUGGAUAAGGCGGCGCUACGAGUAAAGCAGCUUCUGCACGGCGAGGACGUCGAUCCGGGGGAGGUUGUGGACUGCGCUAUCACGAUAGACGGCUCAUGGCAAAGCCGCCGCAAUUCUAAACACGGGUUCGUUGCGGCGAUAUCAGUAGAUACGGGGGAAGUUUUGGACGUCCACUACAUGAGUUCAGCAUGUAGAACGAAACGCCGCAUACAACAGCCGAAGAAGUAGAUUUCGAUCUUUCCCAUUUUGAGGAAUGCACUAAGAACCACCAGGGCUCGGCGCAGUCGAUGGAAGCAGAAGGUGCAUCGGUGCUCUACAGCAGGUCUAUGGAGCUGUAUAGUCUACGUUAUGUACAACCCGUCUGUGGGCGACGGAGACAGCUCUGCAUUCCGGCGUGUCCAGCAGGAACAAUCCUACGGUUCAGAAUUUGAGCUGGUCAAGGAGGAGUGUAUUGGACAAGUGCAGAAACGGAUGGGAAGCAGACUCAGGCGGCUCGUAGAGAGAAAUAAAGGGGUAAAAUUGAGUGACGGGAAGGGUCUGGAGGGUGCAGGGCGUUUAACGCAACAACGCAUUGAUGCCAUGCAAACCUUUUAUGGACUGGCCAUUAGAAGAAAUCAAGGGAAUUUGGAGGGCAUGGUGAAGGAAACUAAGACCAUUUCCAGGCACUACACUGAUCCACCUGACCAUAGUUUCUGUCCAGAUGGUGCAGACAGCUGGUGCAAGUAUAAAGUGGACCGAGCGUGUGGAACAGACACGUAUAAAGAGAUAGAAAAACCUUUUCCUCCAGCUGUGGCGUAAGUCAUUCAGCCUCUGAUAAACGAACUGUCGGACGUUAGAUUGUUGAAUGGAUGUCUUCGUGGCUUGACACAAAACCAGAACGAGUCCUUUCAUAGCACUGUGUGAGAUUUCGUUCCUCGAGACCAGUAUCAAACCCCCAGUGCCGUGACACUUGGUUUGUAUAUGGCCUUGUCCAAUGUCAAUGACGGUCAAACGGUUACUAAUAAAGUAAUUUUCAAUCGGGCAGGUUUGGACUUUACAAAAAUGGCAAGGGAAGAAUUUCAGAAGGCCGAUGAAGUACGAAUUAAAAAGUGCGAAACAGUUACAUGUAGUGUGAACAAGGAGAAUCGACGACAUGCCCGCAGACAAAAGCUGAAACAAAUGGACGCGUUUAGAAAAUGCGAAGAAGAUGCGUACAAAUCUGGUAAUUUUCACCAACCCGCAAAGGUUCCCAGAUGCAAGACAUGCCAA